Hyla sarda is the source of this 3947-nucleotide messenger RNA. It is a transcript of the gene ZFP36L2, whose product is annotated as ZFP36 ring finger protein like 2. The coding region runs from base 238 to 1377 and encodes 379 amino acids. The record is from RefSeq and is a predicted model, not a curated record. The transcript is spliced from 2 exons. Gene Ontology annotation, molecular function: mRNA binding; metal ion binding. Lineage: Eukaryota; Metazoa; Chordata; Amphibia; Anura; Hylidae.
UCAACGUUCUAUCCCUCCCACCCGCGCGCCCUUACUAGCAUUUAUAUAGUGGUGCCUGGACGCGGGCUGGGGAGUCAGCUCGUUGCACUUAUUUCAACUCCAAUCAACCCAAGUGAAUUCGGACCUGGCAGCCCAUCCCCUCCCCCCUCGGAGCCUUAGUCGUGGCUAUACCAAUUCUUCUUUAGUAACGCAGGAUCUUCCCGGUCCUCUCGGACAAGCUACAAACUGGAUCUCGAAAUGUCUGCCACCCUUUUAUCUGCCUUCUACGACAUUGACUUGUUCUGCAAGAAUGAGAAAGUCCUGAACAAUCUGAACUUGAGCAGCAUGCUGGACAAGAAGGCGGUGGGCAGCCCGGUGACUAGCCCAAACUCCAGCCUGAUCCCGGGCUUCCUGCGCAGACACUCGGCCAGCAACUUGCAGUCUCUGGCCAACAACAAUAAUUCGUCCCCCAAGUUCUGCAACAACAACCUCAAGGAGUCCUCGGUAGUCAGCAGCACCACCGCCCUGCUGAACAAAGAGAACAAGUUCCGGGACCGCUCGUUCAGCGAAAAUGGGGAGCGAAGCCAACAUCUCAUGCACCUCCAGCAGCAGCAACAGCAGCAGAAGUCCGGGGCACAGAUCAACUCCACCCGCUACAAGACUGAGCUGUGCCGGCCUUUUGAGGAAAGUGGCACCUGCAAGUAUGGAGAGAAGUGCCAGUUUGCCCACGGCUUCCAUGAGCUGCGCAGCCUGACCCGGCAUCCAAAGUACAAGACGGAGCUGUGCCGUACCUUCCACACUAUUGGUUUCUGUCCUUAUGGUCCCCGCUGCCACUUCAUACACAAUGCAGAAGAAAGGAGGCAGGCACCUGGUGGAGGGGGCUCUCCUACUGAUUGCUUCAAUGGCCAGCGCCCCAAGCUGCACCAUAGCCUCAGUUUUUCUGGCUUCCCCAACCACAGCCUGGACUCCCCUCUGCUGGAGAGCCCAACUUCCCGUACCCCACCUCCACAGCCCUCCAACUCCUUGUACUGUGAUGAAGCUGUGCCCUGUGCCAACAAUGCCUUCACCUUCUCUGGCCAGGAGCUGAGCCUCAUCACCCCACUGGCUAUCCAGACCCACAACCUCUCCGGCUACAACAACCCUGCAGCCUACUGCCGUCAGCAGCCACAAUCCUCCUCCAACUCUCCCCCACCGACCCUCAACUUCCAACCCCUGAGGCGUCUCUCCGAGUCUCCGGUGUUUGAUGCCCCACCAAGCCCACCCGACUCUCUCUCUGACCGGGAGAGCUACUUGAGCGGCUCCCUGAGCUCUGGCAGCCUGAGUGGAUCCGAUUCCCCCACCCUGGACUCGAACCGGCGCCUGCCAAUCUUCAGCAGGCUGUCCAUCUCCGAUGACUGAGCCACCACCGCCCCCUGCCUAUAGGGGCUACUCUGGACUGGGGAGGCAAAUGCUACCCAGGCUGGUAUGAGUUAUUUUUCUUUUCCUUUGUUUUAAUGAUAUGGGCUUCAUAGCCACCUGUCUAAUAACAGAGGGCGGUGCUGCAAAGCACACAGCUGCUGCAGAACCUCUCUUUUAAAGAAAGAUUUAAAGGGCAAGUACUGCCCGGCUCUUGGUCAUGUUGAUUGUCAUGUUUCUUUAAAUGGCAGAGCAGUGUAAUUGCUCUGCUGCACUAGAGGUUAUGUGGCAGCUGGUGGUCUUUGGGCUCCACAAACUGCCCUGGCGAAUGGACUAUAAAGGGGUUUAUUGCCCACCCUGCCUUUAAGUACAGUGGAAGUGUCAGGGGACAGUUUUUUGCCCCCCUGUAUUUUGUCACGAAAGCUGCCAGUCUGUCCCCGCACCUCCCCUCGAUAUGUGCUAGAGACUCAGGAGGGUGAAAAAGGAGAGAGGGAGGAUGACCCAACUCUACAGCAAUUGUAAUUACAGCAAAGGACUUAACACUUGAACUAUUUGAAGCUGGCACUCAAGAUGUUCCCUGUAUUAUUAUUAUUAUUAUUAUUAUUGUUGUUGUUGUUGUUAAUUUUUUUGUUUUUUUUUGCCUUUUGUGCCUCUGCCAAUUUUUAUUUAAUGAAAAGCAGAGUCGGAAAAAGACUCGUGGAAAAAAAAUCCUGAAAGCUGAACAAAAAAAGAAAAACCUUACUCGCAAAAGGGCAAAACUUAACAAAUAGAACAAAACUAUUUUUAUAGAACUGUGGGGGUUAGCGGGUGGGAUGUCUCUUUUUUUUUUUGGGGGGGGGGGGGGGGCGGGGGAUAGUUUUAUGCACCAGCAGGCAUUCCAUCUCUUGAAGCAUUAGCACAGCAAACUUGGGGAAGGACACUUUACCUUUUUUCUCCCAAGGGUUUAAUAAUAAAACACGACAGUCCAGUUGGAAAAAAAGAGAGAAAAAAAACUUUAAAUAAAAAAAACUUAAUAAGCUUUUUAAAAUUUCACCAUCCUGCCGAGAAUAUGCCUUAACAACAAGCAACCCUCUAAGAUGUCUAUUUCUUUAGCUUAACAUGUACUAAAAAAAACUUUUCAUUCCAAAGUUUAACAUCAGUUCCAUUUCCAUUUGCUUAGUGGGCUGUUAGCUUAGAACAAUUUUUGUUCCUCUAUUUUUGGAAGCACUCAGUUAGUUUAUAAUUGUUGAAUAACUGCUGAAUUUUUUUUGUUUUUUUUUGUUUUUUUUUUAUUAUAUUAUUAUUUUAGCUGUCUGAGUUGCUUGCCUGUCACUGCACACAACUCAAUAUGAAACUAUUUAACUUAUUUAUUAUCUUGUGAAAAAUAUACAUUGAAUAAUUUGUUCAUACUGUAUUUAUCUGGUAUGAUGAAAAGCAAUAGAUAUAUAUUCUUUUAUUACGUUUAAAUUAUGAUUGCCAUUAUUAAUCUGCAAAAAAAAAAAAAAUGUUGAGUGUAUGUUCUUUUCACAGUAAUAUAUGCCUUUUUUUUGUAACUUCACCUGUUUUAUUUUAUUGUAAAUGAGUAAAAUCUUAAUUUAAGAGAUUGUAUGUAAUAUUUAUUUCAUUAAUUCCUUUUUCCUUGUUUACGUUAAUAAAACAAAAAAGAAAAAAAAAAAAGAAUUGAAUGGUUUCUGUUAAGAAAUCUCAAGUGCUGUGGAAGAAGUUUGAGGAAUUUUUUUUUUUUGUAUGGAUAAUUAUUAUUUUUUUCUCCUCCCCACUUAUUUUAUUCCCACCCCCUAUUUUCAUGAUAUUCUUGUUAGCCCGUCCAAAAGAGCUAAGAAAAAGCAUUAUGAUUUGACUUGAGUGACUCACUCAGAAUUUCCAUUAUUUUUAUUAUUUUAUAUAUAUUUUUUCCUCUUUUUUUUUUUUAUUUCUAUAUAUUUUUAUUUUUUUUGGUCUAUUUCCACCGCUAUCACUGUGAUGCUAUGUAGCAAUAAUUUGGGUCCCAGUAUUAUAUUUCACAGUGCCUUUUUGAAGAGUUCACACUUGCCUUAAAUGUUUCUCAACCAAAAAAGUAUUGUGUAAAGGUGUGAUGAUGAAUUGAAUGUAGGGAUGGGAUUUUGUUUCUUACCACUCUUUAAUUUAAAGGCCACAUUUUGCAUCUGAAACUUCAUGCAGUACAUGCAAGUGUCUUAAAUUUUUCUAAAUCAAAAAAAGCCAAACGUUUUUACAUUUCAUUUGCCUAGAUGGUAAAUGGCAGAAACGUAGCUUUUUAUUUAUUUGUUUAUUUCCCCUCCCUUCUCCUCCCCCCCCCCCCUUAAACUUUUUUAUUUUUUGAUUUUUCUUCCCUUCAUUCCCCCUUUGUACAUAGUAGGUACCGACUGAGCACUAUGUACUUUUUUUUUUUUUCUUUAUUUCUGAACUACUUUAACCGAAUUUUUUUUUUCUCCUGAAUGUAACGAAAAGGAUGAGUUGACUAUAAUUAUAUGUACAUAUAAUUAGUCGGUUCACUAAGAAUUGUGAGACUGUAAAAUUUGUACUGUAAAUGUUUUGUAGUUCUCCCAAUAAAUUUUUGGAAAUAAAAAAAAAAAGCA